Messenger RNA from Didymodactylos carnosus, 1809 nucleotides. The record is from the annotation of a GenBank genome assembly. Lineage: Eukaryota; Metazoa; Rotifera; Eurotatoria; Philodinida; Philodinidae.
AUGAUUAUUAUUCUUGCGUUUGAUGCCCAAUAUCGUGAAGAUAAACGUUAUAAACGAAAUCGCGCAUUGAGACCAUCAACAUCAACGGAAUUUGAACGACUAAGUUUAGACGACGAGCAUAACAAUUAUCUUGAAAUGCCAAUAUCAAGUUUAGCUGGGCAAUGGCCUGGUCAACAUCGAAUGACCGAAACCACAAUACGCAACACUUCUGCUCGUUUAGGCGAUUCAUCGUUUCCGUCAAAUCGAAAGCCAUUAUCAACAAAACGGAUAACGUAUUAUUCAGAUGAAAAUGAUCCAGAUCGACCGGGAACAUAUGAUACGACUAAACGUUCAAGUGCUUAUCCAUAUGAUUCAAGAACAAUAAUAUCUACAGAAAAAGAAAAAAUUCCGAAUGGUUAUUCAGAUAGUAAUCGAAUAACAUCUCGUUCUGCUGAAUCUCCAGUAACUACAAUGAUUAACAUUCAUUCACCCAAAGCUCGACAAAGUCCCACAGCAACAACAAUUAUUCAAACAUCCGAUAUUGUCACUCCAACUUCUCCCAAUGUGACAGUAACUCAGUCACGUCAGAUUGUGCCUCCUACUCCACCAGUUGUUGUUAAAGUCGAUCAAACACCUUUAGUUUCCACCGUCACUACAACUAGUCAAGUACUGCCACCUUCGGUUUCCACCGUCACUGCAACUAGUCAAGUACUCCCACCUCCUGUUCCAAUACGUCCAUAUUAUAAUCCCCCUUACCGUUUACCAUACCAACCACCACCCGGCCGCUUUUGGCCAAAUAUGUAUCAAUUUCGGCAUAUGUCUCAACAACCUCGUUAUCAGUUUAUUCCGCCAACAGUAAAUUUGACUACAAAUGAACCGCUAGAAACUGUGAAAACCACCAACGUCAUAAAUACCAAUCCAACUGUAAACGAUCAGACAGUUCUGAGAACGAAUAAUGCCCCAUUAACAACCGUGGAUGAGAUGAAAACAUUAAUCACAGCUCCAAAUCCAGCAGUAACGACUGUUGUUACAGAUAAUAUUGACAGAAGACACACAGGAUUAGUAACUCGACGAAUAAAAAAAGGACGUGGUCGCCGUCGUGUUCGACGUUUUUCUGCAGCAAGCACAACAUCGUCGUAUUCAACUUACACCACUAGUUCAGGUACGUUGACAAGUGCACGAUCACUCACACCUCGACCACACCUGGUUCAACACGUAGCCCCGCAGCCAAUUAUUACUCAACCCAUUCAACAGCAAAUUAUCCAAGAACCGUUGACGACCAUAGUACCUCAUCGUCGAAUAGUUCAUCGUGUAAAGCGAGCAAAAACUCACAGUGGCUACUAUAGUUCAGAUUUAGAUUACGGUCAUCGUAAAGUGUAUAAAAGUGAUUAUAAAUAUCGUCACUAUUAUUGUUGUAACUGGUGUAAAGGUCGAUGGGAGUUAUCCAAUCGAUCAUGUGGCUGUUGUGAAUGGUUUUAUGGAUGUCCGCUGUGGACACUUAUAUUUCUCACACUAUUGCUCUUAGCAAUAUUUGUAACUUUUUUUACCCUAUUAGGUUUACAACCAAGUAUAAAUUCGAAUCGUCGUUCAGAGACAGCACAAAAUCGUUUAUUAAACAGAACAGCGAUUGUCUACGGUUUUGUACAGAAUUGUGGUUCUGGAGCCACGGGUCCAACAACAACAUUACCAUUGUGUAUAAAUACCGGUUUAACAAGUACAGUUAAACAACAAUUAUCAUCCUACUUUAUUUAUUUAAAUAAUUCUAAUCCAAGAGGCGUUUCAUGUGACGCUAAAUUAGCUUUAGUUCAAAAAGUAUUUAUUCAUCAGUAA